This is a messenger RNA of Musa acuminata AAA Group (dessert banana), 1780 nucleotides long. RefSeq names its product serine/threonine-protein kinase 54-like. Gene Ontology annotation, cellular component: plasma membrane. Gene Ontology annotation, molecular function: ATP binding; protein serine/threonine kinase activity. NCBI's taxonomy places the organism in Eukaryota, Viridiplantae, Streptophyta, Magnoliopsida, Zingiberales, Musaceae. Gene Ontology annotation, biological process: protein phosphorylation. The record is from RefSeq and is a predicted model, not a curated record. The coding region runs from base 495 to 1580 and encodes 361 amino acids. The transcript is spliced from 6 exons.
UGAAAAUACGGCAGAAGAAGAAGAAGCAGAAGAGGAGGAGGGAUUUAGAUGUGUCUUGUGAUCAUGGACUCUUGAUGAUAGGUAGAAAGGUGGGAAAUAUAUAAAACAGGCUUUGAUUGGAGAGAGAUAGAGAGAGAGAGAGAGAGAGAGAGAGAGAAGAGGGCGGCAGGCAACCCAUGUGCUCACAUGGAAACAUAGAGAGAGAAUGUAUGUGUGUGUGUGAGAGAGAGAGAGAGAAGAGGGAGAGAGAGAGAGAGAGAGAGAGAGAGUGAGAGACAAACACAGAGUAGAAUAGCAGCGACAAGAGGGGAGAAGUGGAAAGAAGAAAGUCUUUAUAGAAAGAAGAGGAAGUAGCCUAUGGCGUGAGGGAAGGAAAAGAUGCGGUAGAGGAAGAGGCGAGAGUAGAAGAGAAGAGAAGCUUAUAAAGAUCCCAUCUUUUUGGCUUUGCGUGGUAGCCUUAGAGGCGGCAAAGGAGUGAGUGAGGGGAGAGAGAGAUGAAGGAAGGGGGCGGAGAUGGGUUCGUGAGGGCGGACCAGAUCGAUCUGAAGAGCUUGGACGAGCAAUUGGAGCGGCACCUCAGCCGGGCAUGGACGAUGGAGAAGAGGAAGGAGGAGGAGAGGAGGGAGAGGCGGAGGGAGGAGUGGGAGAUCGACCCAUCGAAGCUGCUCAUCAAGGGGGUAAUCGCCAGGGGCACCUUCGGCACCGUCCACCGUGGGGUCUACGACGGCCAGGACGUCGCCGUGAAGUUGCUGGACUGGGGUGAAGAGGGAAACAGAACGGAAGCUGAAGUUGCGGCACUACGGACUGCCUUCUCUCAGGAAGUCUCGGUUUGGCAUCAGCUUGAUCAUCCCAAUGUGACUAAGUUUAUUGGUGCUGCCAUUGGUGCAACAGACCUUAACAUACAAACAGAAAAUGGUCAUCUUAGCAUGCCAAGCAAUAUUUGCUGUGUUGUUGUUGAGUAUCUCCCUGGCGGUGCACUGAAAUCAUUUCUUAUAAAACACCACAGAAGAAAAAUAGCUUUCAAAACAGUCGUCCAGAUGGCUUUGGAUCUUGCAAGCGGGUUAAGCUAUCUUCAUUCCAAAAAGAUUGUGCACAGAGAUGUGAAAACAGAAAAUAUGCUUCUAGAUAGGACAGGAACAGUAAAAAUUGCUGACUUCGGCGUUGCUCGUAUUGAGGCUCAAAAUCCUAAUGACAUGACGGGUGAGACAGGAACCCUCGGUUACAUGGCACCAGAGGUCCUUAACGGAAACCCUUAUAAUCGAAAAUGUGAUGUUUAUAGCUUUGGUAUCUGCCUGUGGGAGAUAUACUGUUGUGAUAUGCCGUAUCCCGACCUUAGCUUUUCCGAGAUCACAUCUGCAGUCGUGCGGCAGAACUUGCGACCAGAGAUACCACGCUGUUGCCCGAGCUCUCUGGCAAAUGUGAUGAAAACCUGCUGGGAUGCAAACCCUGACAGACGACCGGAGAUGGAUGAAGUGGUAGCCAUGUUGGAAGCCAUUGAUACAUCAAAGGGCGGAGGUAUGAUACCUCCGGAUCAGCAACAAGAAUGUUGUGGGUGUUUCGGCAGGUAUCGAGGCCCUUGAUCAGCAACAAGCCAUUGGUCUGGGAAUGUUUAAACUUGGAAGAGACAGAGCAAUGUGCACAAUCAAUCGCAAAUGUCAGAUGCGGAGCUGAGAUAUUAUAGCGAUGCAUCUAGAGUAUGUUCUUCAUGUUUGUUGCUAUUUAUGUGACGAUGUAAAGACAUUCAUCUUCAUGUGUAUAACCUGGCUUCUCACUUGUACUC